This is a messenger RNA of Odocoileus virginianus texanus, 6318 nucleotides long. RefSeq names its product nuclear receptor coactivator 6 (gene NCOA6). Gene Ontology annotation, biological process: positive regulation of transcription by RNA polymerase II. NCBI's taxonomy places the organism in Eukaryota, Metazoa, Chordata, Mammalia, Artiodactyla, Cervidae. Gene Ontology annotation, cellular component: nucleus; histone methyltransferase complex; transcription regulator complex. The record is from RefSeq and is a predicted model, not a curated record.
CCGGAGCCAAGAUGUGAGAAUGAAUGGACCCAUGGGAGCUGGAAAUUCAGUUAGGAUGGAAGCGGGAUUUCCCAUGGCAGGCGGUCCAGACCCUUGCUAAUUGAACUGCUCAAGGAUGUACUUCAGGAAGAAGAAAAUUGAACCUAAGAUGGAAGAAAUAAGAGCUAAGAAGGAAUGGAUUAAUAAGGAUGACCAGCCCUGCCACUGUUAUGAUACCCCAGGGUGGAAACGUGUCAUCUUCCAUGAUGGCACCAGGCCCCAAUUCAGAACUGCAGCCCAGGACUCCGCGCCCUGCUUCUCAGUCAGAUGCAAUGGAUCCACUCCUCUCUGGGCUCCAUAUACAGCAACAAAGUCAUCCCUCAGGAUCUUUAGCACCCCCGCACCACCCAAUGCAGCCUGUCCCUGUGAACAGACAAAUAAACCCAGCCAGUUUUCCCCAGCUGCAGCAGCAGCAGCAGCAGCAGCAGCAACAGCUGCAGGCAAGACCCCCACAGCAACAUCAGCAGCAACAGCCACAGGGAAUUCGACCCCAGUUUACUGCCCCAACUCAGGUGCCUGUUCCUCCAGGCUGGAACCAGCUGCCUUCCGGAGCCCUUCAGCCUCCUCCAGCCCAGAGUUCUCUGGGCACAAUGACUGCAAAUCAAGGGUGGAAGAAGGCUCCCUUGCCUGGCCCAAUGCAACAGCAGCUCCAGGCAAGACCAUCCUUAGCCACGGUACAGACACCUUCCCACCCUCCCCCUCCAUAUCCCUUUGGCAGCCAGCAAGCUUCACAAGCCCAUACAAACUUUCCUCAGAUGAGCAACCCAGGCCAGUUCACAGCUCCUCAGAUGAAGAGUUUGCAGGGAGGGCCCUCUAGGGUCCCGACCCCCCUGCAGCAGCCCCACCUCACCAACAAGUCUCCUGCCUCCUCACCCUCCUCCUUCCAGCAGGGAUCCCCUGCUUCCUCCCCAACGGUUAACCAAACUCAGCAGCAGAUGGGACCAAGGCCACCUCAAAAUAACCCACUUCCCCAGGGAUUUCAGCAGCCCGUCAGCUCUCCGGGUCGGAAUCCUAUGGUUCAACAGGGAAACGUGCCACCUAACUUCAUGGUGAUGCAGCAGCAACCACCAAAUCAGGGGCCACAGAGUUUACAUCCAGGCCUAGGAGGAAUGCCUAAACGCCUCCCACCUGGCUUCUCAGCAGGACAGGCCAAUCCGAACUUUAUGCAAGGUCAGGUGCCUUCGACCACAGCAACUACCCCUGGGAAUUCAGGAGCCCCUCAGCUGCAAGCGAAUCAAAAUGUCCAGCAUGCAGGUGGUCAAGGAGCUGGUCCUCCUCAAAACCAGAUGCAGGUGUCCCACGGGCCACCAAAUAUGAUGCAGCCCAGCCUCAUGGGAAUUCAUGGCAACAUGAACAACCAACAGGCUGGUAGUUCUGGGGUUCCUCAGGUGAACCUGGGCAACAUGCAAGGCCAGCCCCAACAGGGCCCACCAUCUCAACUGAUGAGCAUGCACCAGCAGAUCGUGCCCUCCCAGGGCCAGAUGGUCCAGCAACAAGGAACCUUGAACCCUCAGAACCCCAUGAUCCUUUCAAGGGCCCAGCUUAUGCCGCAGGGUCAGAUGAUGGUGAAUCCUCAGAGCCAAAAUCUUGGGCCCUCGCCCCAAAGGAUGACCCCACCCAAGCAGAUGCUUCCCCAGCAGGGCCCCCAAAUGAUGGCGCCACAUAACCAGAUGAUGGGGCCUCAGGGGCAAGUUUUGCUCCAACAGAAUCCAAUGAUAGAGCAGAUCAUGACCAAUCAGAUGCAGGGGAAUAAGCAACAGUUUAACACUCAGAACCAAUCUAAUGUCAUGCCGGGACCAGCACAAAUAAUGAGGGGACCAACGCCAAACUUGCAAGGAAACAUGGUGCAGUUUACAGGACCGAUGUCAGGACAGAUGCUGCCACAGCAAGGGCCCGUGAACAACAGUCCAUCUCAGGUUAUGGGGAUGCAGGGGCAGGUCUUGCGGCCACCAGGGCCAAGCCCCCACAUGGCCCAGCAGCAUGGUGAUCCUGCUACGACAGCAAAUAAUGAUGUCAGCUUGUCUCAGAUGAUGCCAGAUGUUAGCAUGCAGCAAAGCAACAUGGUCCCCCCCCACGUGCAGGCCAUGCAGGGGAACAGUGCCUCGGGAAACCACUUCUCGGGCCAUGGGAUGCCCUUCAAUGCACCUUUCAAUGGAGCACCCAAUGGAAAUCAAAUGUCCUGUGGUCAGAAUCCAGGCUUCCCAGUCAAUAAGGAUGUCACGCUGACAAGCCCGUUGUUGGUCAACUUGUUGCAGAGUGAUAUCUCUGCAGGCCAUUUUGGGGUAAACAAUAAGCAAAACAAUACCAACGCAAAUAAACCGAAGAAGAAGAAGCCCCCUCGGAAGAAGAAAAAUAGUCAGCAGGACCUAAACACCCCAGAUACUCGCCCAGCUGGUCUGGAGGAGGCUGAUCAACAGCCAUUGCCUGGAGAACAAGGAAUUAACUUGGACAGCUCAGGCCCUAAACUGCCAGAAUUUUCAAACCGACCACCAGGUUAUCCUUCUCAACCAGUUGAACAGAGGCCACUUCAGCAGCUGCCUCCUCAGCUCGUGCAGCAUGUGGCACCCCCAGCACAGCCGCCACCGCAGCAGCCGCAGCCACCUCCCAGUCAGCCACAGUCUCAGCAGCAGCAGCAGCAGCAGCAGCAGCAGCAGCAACAAAUGAUGAUGAUGCUCAUGAUGCAGCAGGACCCCAAAUCCGUUAGGCUUCCGGUCUCCCAGAAUGUCCACCCGCCCAGGGGCCCACUGAACCCAGACUCCCAGAGAAUGCCCAUGCAGCCGAGUGGCAGCGUGCCUGUUAUGGUCAGUCUGCAAGGCCCUGCCUCGGUGCCGCCGUCACCUGACAAGCAAAGACUGCCAAUGCCUGUGAAUACUCCUCUGGGAAGUGCUUCAAGGAAAAUGAUGUACCAGGAGAACCCCCAGAACCCUGCCAGCUCACCACUGGGGGAGAUGUCCUCGCUCCCAGAAGCAAGUGGCAGUGAAGGACCAUCUGUCUCAGGAGGCCCAAAUAACAUGCCUUCACAUUUAGUGGUCUCCCAGAAUCAGUUAAUGAUGACAGGGCCAAAACCUGGACCAUCACCACUUUCAGCAACUCAAGGUGCAACUCCCCAGCAACCUCCUGUAAAUUCCCUGCCCAGCUCUCAUGGACACCACUUUCCAAAUGUGGCUGCUCCCACCCAAACGUCUAGGCCUAAAACACCCAACAGAGCCAGCCCCAGACCCUAUUAUCCUCAGACACCCAACAACCGCCCUCCCAGCACGGAACCUUCAGAAAUCAGUCUGUCACCAGAAAGACUCAAUGCCUCCAUAGCAGGACUCUUCCCCCCACAGAUUAAUAUUCCUUUACCUCCCAGGCCAAAUUUAAACAGGGGCUUUGAUCAACAGGGCCUAAAUCCGACAACUUUGAAGGCUAUCGGGCAAGCGCCUUCAAACCUUACCAUGAAUAAUCCUUCCAAUUUUGCUGCGCCACAGACUCACAAAUUAGAUUCUGUGGUGGUGAAUUCUGGAAAGCAGUCUAAUUCUGGAGCACCAAAACGGGCAAGUCCAAGCAACAGCCGCAGGUCUAGUCCUGGGUCAAGUAGGAAAACCACCCCAAGUCCUGGGAGACAGAAUUCAAAAGCCCCUAAACUUACACUUGCCUCUCAAACAAAUGCAACAUUGUUGCAAAAUGUAGAGUUGCCAAGAAAUGUAUUGGUUAGUCCUACUCCUUUGCCCAAUCCGCCUGUACCUGGGAGCUUCCCUAACAACAGUGGGCUGAAUCCUCAGAAUCCUACCAUGCCUGUGGCCACAAUAGGGGGUGUUCUGGAGGAUAACAAGGAGAGCUUGAAUAUGCCACAGGACAGUGAUUGCCAAAAUUCCCAGGUUAGGAAGGAGCAGGCAAACAUUGAGCUAAAAGCAGUCCCUCCCCAAGAAGUGAAAAUGGUUGUCCCUGAAGAUCAAUCCAAAAAGGAUGGGCAGCCUUUGGAUCCUAACAAACCUCCCAGUGUUGAAGAGAACAAAAAUUUGGUGUCUCCUGCAAUGAGGGAAGCACCAACAUCGCUAAGUCAACUACUUGACAACUCUGGAGCUCCUAAUGUGACCAUUAAACCCCCCGGGCUUACAGAUCUGGAAGUAACACCUCCAGGAGUGUCUGGAGAGGACCCGAAAAAAGCAUCUGUCAUUCCCUCCCUGCAGGAUCCGUCUUCUAAAGAACCCUCCAGUUCCCUAAAUUUACCUCACAGUAACGAGCCGUGUUCAACCCUUGUGCAUCCAGAAUUGAGUGAGGUCAGUUCUAAUGUCACCCCGAGCAUCCCUCAGGUAAUGUCAAGACCGGUCAGCUCUUCCUCCAUUUCCACUCCUUUGCCCCCAAAUCAGAUAACUGUUUUUGUGACUUCCAAUCCCAUCACGACUUCAGCGAACACAUCAGCAGCUCUGCCAACUCACCUGCAGUCUGCAUUAAUGUCAACAGUUGUCACAAUGCCCAAUGUGGGUAACAAGGUUAUGGUUUCUGAGGGACAGUCAGCUGCUCAGUCAAAUGCCCGGCCUCAGUUCAUUACGCCUGUCUUUAUCAAUUCAUCCUCAAUAAUUCAGGUUAUGAAAGGAUCACAGCCAAGCACAAUUCCUGCAGCCCCACUGACAACCAACUCUGGCUUGAUGCCUCCCUCUGUUGCAGUCGUUGGCCCUUUACACAUACCUCAGAAUAUAAAGUUUUCUUCUGCUCCUGUGCUGCCUAAUGCCCCCACCAGUAGCCCUGCUGCAAACAUUCAGACAGGCCGACCCUUGGUCCUUAACUCACGAGCCGCCCCUGUUCAGCUUCCUUCCCCGCCUUGCACAACUUCUCCAGUUGUUCCUCCUCACCCCCCUGUCCAGCAAGUCAAAGAACUGAAUCCAGAUGAGACUAGCCCUCAGGUGAGCACCUCAGCAGAUCAAAGCACUCUGCCUUCUUCACAGACAGCCACGGUGGUUUCUCCCCUUUUGACCAAUAGUCCAGGAUCCUCUGUCAACCGGCGAAGCCCAGUCUCAUCUAGUAAGGGCAAAGGUAAAGUGGACAAAAUCGGCCAGAUUUUGCUGACCAAGGCAUGUAAAAAAGUUACAGGCUCCCUCGAGAAAGGGGAAGAGCAGUAUGGUGCCGAUGGAGAGACUGAAGGCCAGGGGCUAGAGACCCCAGCUCCAGGGCUCUUGGGAACGGAGCAGUUAUGCACGGAGCUGGACAGUAAAACCCCAACUCCCCCCGCGCCCACUCUGCUCAAAAUGACCUCUAGCCCUGUGGGCCCGGGCUCCGCCUCAGCAGGACCCAGCUUACCUGGCAGUACACUCCCCACCAAUGUACGCUCAAUAGUAACCGCUCUGGUACCCUCUGAACUCAUCUCCGCGGCGCCGACCACAAAAAGCAAUCAUGUUGGCAUAGCAUCUGAGCCACUUGCAGGUGGCCUAGUGGAGGAGAAGGUGGGAUCUCAUCCAGAGCUUCUGCCCAGCAUAGCUCCUUCACAGAGUUUAGUCCCAAAGGAAACUCCAGCCACAGCACUGCAGGGGUCUGCUCCCAGACCAGAACUCGAGGCAAACGCUGCCAUAGGCUCUGGACAAAGCAGUGAGCCCAAAGAGAUAAUUGAAAAGUCCAAAACUCCAAGCCGAAGAAACUCACGAACUGAAGAACCAGCUGUGGCUUCUGAAAGUGUGGAAAACGGACAUCGAAAGCGAUCCUCCCGGCCUGCUUCAGCCUCCAGCUCUACUAAAGACGUAACCAGUGCGGUGCAAUCCAAGCGAAGAAAAUCCAAGUAAACAAGCUGGACGACGACUUGAUAUUUGUAAAUGUGUGUGAAUUUUACAAAAAGCAAUUUUGAGCUGUGACUUUUUAAAAAUCCAUUUCUGUACAGUUAGUUAUUUUAAUAACGUGGUCCUUUUCCUAGUCCCUGCAGCCUGUUUCGUAAAGUGCAAUGGGGAAAGCAGUUGUUGAACCAUUUUGGUGUUGCAAGAUGAAGUUCAAGGUUUCUAAAAUGUUGCCGUGUAUUGAGAGGAGCUAACGCGAUUAUGUUAUUAGUUUUCACAUUUCCUAAGCAGCCUAGAGUACAGGGUGAGCAUUUUUAGAUCUCUAAUGAUGUAUUGUGCUGUGGAAGUACUGUGUGUGGAUAGCAGUAGUAGGGCAACAGGAAAUCUUCUCAUUUGGAAAUGUUGUAAAUAAUUUUAUUAUAUAGUGUUUUGGAUGUAUUUGUUGUAGAAAUGGACCAGUGAAUAAAGAGAAUCUAAGGGUUUGUACAAUGUGAAAUACUGAAUGUGUUAAAUAAAUGUCUUUUGUCCUAGAACA